Messenger RNA from Condylura cristata (star-nosed mole), 7175 nucleotides. It is a transcript of the gene PRPF40A, whose product is annotated as PRP40 pre-mRNA processing factor 40 homolog A (S. cerevisiae). Gene Ontology annotation, biological process: mRNA cis splicing, via spliceosome. The transcript has 26 exons. NCBI's taxonomy places the organism in Eukaryota, Metazoa, Chordata, Mammalia, Eulipotyphla, Talpidae. The record is from RefSeq and is a predicted model, not a curated record. The coding region runs from base 35 to 2917 and encodes 960 amino acids. Gene Ontology annotation, molecular function: protein binding; RNA binding. Gene Ontology annotation, cellular component: U2-type prespliceosome; U1 snRNP.
CAGUGGCCGCCGGCGGAGCAGUCUGAGCCCGACGAUGAGGCCGGGGACGGGAGCCGAGCGUGGAGGCCUCAUGGUGAGUGAAAUGGAGAGCCAUCCUCCCUCGCGGGGUACCGGGGACGGGGAGCGGAGAUUGUCCGGCUCAAGCCUCUCCUCCAGCUCUUGGGUUGCUGCUGACGGCUUUCUGAGGAGACGGCCCUCGAUGGGGCAUCCUGGAAUGCAUUAUGCCCCAAUGGGAAUGCACCCCAUGGGUCAGAGAGCGAAUAUGCCUCCUGUACCUCACGGAAUGAUGCCGCAAAUGAUGCCCCCUAUGGGAGGGCCACCAAUGGGACAAAUGCCUGGAAUGAUGUCUUCUGUAAUGCCUGGAAUGAUGAUGUCCCAUAUGUCCCAAGCUUCCAUGCAGCCCGCUUUACCGCCAGGAGUAAAUAAUAUGGAUGUAGCAGCAGGUACAACAUCUGGUGCAAAAUCUAUGUGGACUGAACAUAAAUCACCUGAUGGAAGAACUUACUAUUACAAUACCGAAACAAAACAGUCAACUUGGGAGAAACCAGAUGAUCUUAAAACACCAGCUGAGCAACUUUUAUCUAAAUGCCCUUGGAAGGAGUACAAAUCUGACUCUGGAAAGCCUUACUAUUAUAAUUCUCAAACAAAAGAAUCACGCUGGGCCAAGCCUAAAGAACUUGAGGAUCUUGAAGGAUACCAGAAUACCAUUGUUGCUGGAAGUCUUAUUACAAAAUCAAACCUGCAUGCUAUGAUCAAAGCUGAGGAAAGCAGUAAGCAAGAAGAGUGCACCACAGCAUCAACAGCCCCAGUUCCUACAACAGAAAUUCCAACUACAAUGAGCACCAUGGCUGCUGCAGAAGCAGCAGCAGCUGUUGUUGCUGCAGCUGCAGCAGCAGCAGCAGCAGCAGCUGCAGCAAACGCCAGUGCUUCCACCUCUACUUCUAAUACUGUUGGUGGAACUGUUCCAGUUGUUCCUGAGCCUGAAGUUACUUCCAUUGUUGCUACUGUAGUAGAUAAUGAAAAUACAGUAACAAUUUCAACUGAAGAGCAAGCACAACUUACUAGUACUCCUGCUGUUCAGGAUCAAAGUGAAGUAUCCAGUAACACUGGAGAAGAAACAUCUAAGCAGGAAACAGUAGCAGAUUUUACUCCCAAAAAAGAAGAGGAAGAAAGCCAGCCAGCCAAAAAAACAUACACUUGGAAUACAAAGGAGGAGGCAAAGCAAGCAUUUAAAGAAUUAUUGAAAGAAAAGCGGGUUCCAUCCAAUGCUUCAUGGGAACAGGCAAUGAAAAUGAUCAUUAAUGAUCCACGAUACAGUGCUUUAGCGAAGUUGAGUGAAAAAAAGCAGGCCUUUAAUGCCUAUAAAGUCCAGACAGAAAAAGAAGAAAAAGAAGAAGCAAGAUCAAAAUACAAAGAAGCUAAAGAAUCCUUUCAGCGUUUCCUUGAAAAUCAUGAAAAAAUGACUUCCACAACUAGAUACAAAAAAGCAGAGCAAAUGUUUGGAGAAAUGGAAGUCUGGAAUGCAAUAUCAGAACGUGACCGUCUUGAAAUCUAUGAAGAUGUCUUAUUCUUUCUUUCAAAAAAAGAAAAGGAACAAGCAAAGCAGCUGCGAAAGAGAAAUUGGGAAGCCUUAAAGAAUAUACUUGACAACAUGGCUAAUGUAACUUACUCUACUACUUGGUCUGAAGCCCAGCAGUAUUUGAUGGAUAAUCCAACUUUUGCCGAAGAUGAAGAGUUACAGAACAUGGAUAAAGAAGAUGCAUUAAUUUGCUUUGAAGAACACAUUCGGGCUUUAGAAAAGGAAGAAGAGGAGGAAAAACAAAAGAGUUUGCUGAGAGAAAGAAGACGACAACGCAAAAAUAGAGAAUCUUUUCAGAUAUUUUUAGAUGAAUUACAUGAACAUGGACAACUGCAUUCAAUGUCAUCUUGGAUGGAAUUGUAUCCAACAAUCAGUUCUGAUAUUAGAUUCACUAAUAUGCUUGGUCAGCCGGUUUUUUCAUUAGGAUCAACUGCACUUGACCUUUUCAAGUUUUAUGUUGAGGAUCUUAAAGCACGUUAUCAUGAUGAGAAGAAGAUAAUAAAAGAUAUUCUAAAGGAUAAAGGAUUUGUAGUUGAAGUUAAUACUACUUUUGAAGAUUUUGUGGCAAUAAUCAGUUCAACAAAAAGAUCAACCACAUUAGAUGCUGGGAAUAUUAAGUUGGCUUUCAAUAGUUUACUAGAAAAGGCAGAAGCCCGUGAACGUGAAAGAGAAAAAGAGGAGGCUCGGAAGAUGAAACGGAAAGAAUCUGCAUUUAAGAGUAUGUUGAAACAAGCUACUCCUCCAAUAGAGUUGGAUGCUGUCUGGGAAGAUAUCCGGGAGAGAUUUGUAAAAGAGCCAGCAUUUGAGGACAUAACUCUAGAAUCUGAAAGAAAGCGAAUAUUUAAAGAUUUUAUGCAUGUGCUUGAGCACGAAUGUCAGCAUCACCAUUCAAAGAACAAGAAACACUCUAAAAAGUCUAAAAAACACCACAGGAAACGUUCCCGCUCUCGAUCAGGGUCAGAUUCAGAUGAUGACGACAGCCAUUCAAAGAAAAAGAGACAGCGAUCCGAGUCUCGUUCUGCUUCAGAACAUUCUUCUAGUGCUGAAUCUGAGAGAAGUUAUAAGAAGUCAAAAAAACAUAAGAAGAAAAGCAAGAAGAGGAGACAUAAAUCUGACUCUCCAGAGUCAGAUGCUGAGCGAGAAAAAGAUAAAAAAGAAAAAGACCGGGAAAGCGAAAAAGAAAGAACUAGACAGAGAUCAGAAUCAAAGCACAAAUCGCCCAAGAAAAAGACUGGAAAGGAUUCUGGUAAUUGGGAUACUUCUGGCAGUGAACUAAGUGAAGGAGAAUUGGAAAAGCGCAGAAGAACCCUUUUGGAGCAACUGGAUGAUGAUCAAUAAAUUAUACCAAAUACGUUUACAGUAUGAUGUAAAGUCUAAUUCAGACCAGGGACUCUACUUUAAGUUCAAUUGAAAUAACACUGGGUUUUAAUUAUAUCACAGGGGAAAAAGUACAUUUAAGUAUUGUUAUUGUGGACUUUAUAAAAGCAAAGGAAAUUGAAAAUAACAUUUGAUUCUGUGUCAAGAAUCAUAUUUUCAUAUGGUCAUAACUGUCUUUCUGUGACCCUUUCAUAGGGCACUGCAGGAUGGAUUAAAGGUGGCAAUUUAUUGAUAACUGCAGAUGUCUCUACUUUGUUCUAAAGUCUAAGUCAUGAGGUAAUUUGAUUUAACUUUAUAGAAGUUGGAUUUUGACAAUAUAAUGAAAAAUUUUUUGAUAACUAGUAGUACAAAAAAAGCACCAGCAACUGAUAAAAAUGCUUUUUUGUGCACUACCCAACUGGUUAAAGCCAAUAUGAUCUUUUAUGGUGAACUCAGAAAUAGGUGUUCUAAAUGGAAACCUGAUAGACCCUUAACUAUAGUAGUGCUGCUGAGCACUACUAUAAUAAAGCCACCAUUAUUUUUUAUGAAACAUCUGAAUACAUUUUAAAAAGGCUAUUGUGAGGGCAUUAUUUUGAGGUGAUGUUCAAAAAAUUAACAUCAAAUCAAAUUGUAAAUUACUUUAAAUAUAUUGCCUUAAGGACCUACGAAAGAAUGUGCCACCAAACUUUAAGUGAUAGUUGCAAUAUCCUUGCCUGAAAACAAAUCAAUGUUGACUUAAACAUUUUCUUUAACAGUUGUCUUUUUUUUAAUCCAAUCUUUCUCUGGCUUUUUUUUUUUUUUUUUUUUUUUAAUUUUUUUCUCCAAUGAGUUAGUCUUUUACCAUCCCUACUCACUGAGAAGUGUUGACUUCAUGGUACACAUUCUAAAGCAUUUCUGAUUUGAAUAUUUUUGUACAUUUUUUAUCAAUUAUUAAACCUUCUCUUCUAGCGUGUACUAGUAUUUAUUUCUAUUUAAAAUGCUCAGCUCAAAAAAGUUAAUCAUUUAAAGAUACUAAAUAACCUAAAUUUUGCUUCAUCUUACCCACAUAACUAGGUUACUUUUUUAAGAAUUUCACAAAUCAGUGCGUUUGAGGCCCCAUAUCUGUUUUGUUUUGUUUUUUGGUUUAUGAAUUUCCUACAAAAUACUUUAGAGAUAUAGUGGCUAGAAGCUAGAAUACUCUUUACAUGCUAACUUUUGAAGGUUAGUAAUGUGAUUUAUAUUUUCCUUCAGUGCAGGAGAUUUUUUUUAAGUGAAUUUUAGCAGUCUUUGGUAAUAUCUUGGGGUUUGUUUUUGUUUUUUUUUUUUCCCUCCUUCCUGUUUUACACACUUGGAGCAAUCCUAUUUCAAGAACAGAAAAGUUCAUUUUCUUUUUCUUUACCAUACUAAUGAAUUUGAAAGUGGGACUACUGACCAGGAUAAUUCUUUCCCACCCUGCCUCCCUUGUUUAAUUUAGUUAAAUCUAACAUCAGUUGUUAAGUCUCAGAUUUAUUUCUAAACUUGUCUCUGCCAAGUCAUUUUUCUGCUGUGAAAUAUGACAUGACUUUGUAGAAAGUGAGACUUACUAUCUUUAGAAAAUGUGAAGUAAUCAGAUUGCUUGCUUUAAGGUUAGUCUUCUAUUGUAUAUUAGAACCAAAACAUAACAACUUUGGCAACAGGGAGUUGCCUAGACUUAAUUUUCAGAGGUCCCGUUGUAAUGGUAGUAAUUUUAUUGCUAAUCAUGUUAACACUUCACAUGGAAGUUAGUGGUAAAUCUUUAAAAUAUGCAUAUGAUAUUGAUUGGCAGAAAUACUAGUGAUGUUUCACAGAAGAAUUCAGAAUCUGUAAAAUUUUGUUCUAAUAACUUCCAUGAAUGAUGAUUUUUUUAAGUACAACUUUAAAGUUUUGAUUUUCUAUUUAAAUAAAAAGCUACUGAUGUGUUUUAGCAUGUCCUUAAAAUAGAUUUCUGUAUUUGUUACAAGAUACAAUUUUCUUUUCACAACAUCAACUCACCAUAGAAGACAGUACAAAUUCAAAUUAUCUUAUAGUUCCCCCCAUGAAAAUAAUUUGGCCUAUAAACAGUUUAAAACUUAAAACUACAGUUCACACCAGAAAAUCCUGGUUUAAAAGAUGUCAUUGAAUUGUUUGUAAUACUUGUCUACCAUUGCUCUUAACAAAUGGGAGUUGCUAGAAAGAUGUAUGAUCUGAAGACAACAGGUGUUGAAAGACUAUUAAAGCAGGAGUUUGCAUGAAUACUGUUAACCUAUUAUAUUUGGUUUCUAAAUUUUCAGCUGGGAAAAACAAAUAUCUUGUUAACGUUUGUUCUAUUAUGGUUGAGUACAUAUGUUCAAACAGGAGUUUGACAAAAGUGUUCAAAUGGGAAAGCAGGUUGUUUUCCAGUAGGGAGAAAAUUAGUACUUUCCAAUUAAGCUUUGGACACCUAGGAAGAAAAUUUCUCUUCCUCUCAGUAGCAUGUUAAUUGGAUUAAAUGCACUAAUACAUUUCAUAUUGCUUGCAUCUUCCCUAAGUAUUUUUAUAUGACAGUACUUUUUCAAAAAGCAGUGAUCCCACAAUUUUUAGCAUAGCUGAUACCAUUUCAUUACCCAAAGUAGCUUCGACAUGUAAGUUAUUUCAUCUUUUCCAGUAUCAAAUCUUUUUUCCUCUCCCAGAAAAUUUGAUGAUAAUCAAGUACCAACAGCUAUCUCAUCUUUUGGUUUGUUCAUUUGUACAACUAUAAAAUGAAAAUGAUUGGCCUAGAAUAAGGCAAUCUUAAUUCUUAAUAGUUGAGUAGAGAGACUAUACUCCUAAAAGCUGUAUUUUUCACGAAAGGUUAUUUGCCUACAUGAUCCCAGUUUUCUUCCAGUUUUAACAAUUAACUGAGUGCUGACUAAGCAGACAUUUAUUUUUACAUCUACAAAGGGGCAGCUCCCUUUGUAUAAUUUUUUUUUUAAGUUAGAUGCUAUUAGAACAGUUGCUAAUAAAAUAGCAACAGGGAAGAGUGAGGAAUGCCUCUAAAGUUUAUAGGACAGUAAACUACAUUGUGUACUUUAAAUGUAAAUUACAAAACUGAAAACUAAAACACUUAGAAAAGCAAAAUGAGGCAGAGCAUAUUAAUUCCACUUAAGAUUUUUUCCUUGAAGUUGGAUUCUCAAUACAAAGUUUCAUUCUUCAAGUAAAACUGCACUUAUAAAUACAAAGCAAAAUAAAAUCUUAAGUCAUUUUCAUAAACUGUGUUCUCAUAAGCUUAUAAUAAUAGGCUUAUAAUUUCAUUGUCUGGUUAUGGUAAUGGCAUAUGCCAAAAAAUAAUUCUUACCUUCCUAUUCUUACCUUGCUCUUAAGGUUUUCAGUUCUUUAUACUUAAAUGAUGGUCUAGUUCCUUGGGGACAGAGAUUUGUGUUUCAUUCACUUGUGUAUCCUGAGGAUUAGAAUAGUACCUGGCAACAUACUAGGCAUUUACUGAAUGUAAAGUAUUAGUUGAAUGACAAAAUCAUCCAGCAUCCACCAUGGCACACACAAUCUGUACUAAAGUUUGAAAAAGCAUCAUUGGAAUAACCAUACUAACCUAAAGGUACAUAUAUAAUUGAAGUAUACCUAAUGUUUAGUUACUGUCACCCUCCUUAACCGUUACCUCAGAAAUACCCACAAGGUUGGUUGUUAAUGAGGCAUGCAAAUUCCAUGUGGCCUUUGCGUUUAAAGGAAACCCCUGGUGUUACUAUGGAACAGAACUUUUCACAUCCCGUUCAUAAAUUCAUGUACCAUAACUUUAGCAGCUUUUACAUUAAUUGGUGUUACACAAGAGGUCACAGCAAUCACAAUAGCAAAAUAAGUACUUUUUUUGGAAAAAACAGUGAACUCAAGCAAGUACAGCUUUUAGAAGCCAGAAAUUAAAAUAAAAAUGAUUAAAUUCUUGACUUCAAUUGUCCAUUAGAAGACACAAAAUUAGAAGAAGAAAAAAUUCUAGGUAGCUAGCAGCAGUUUAUAGUAUAACAGGGUUAAAGGGUUUCUACCUCUUCAAGAAUUGUUAUAUCAGCCACCAACAGUACCCAAAAUUCACCUCCAUUCAUUGGGCCUCCUCCCUCCUUCCUGCACUUCCACCCUGGUAGCCUCUGUUCUGUUAGUUUUCUAGUUUGUUUUGGUUUGUUUGCUUUAUCUGUUGGUUUCUUGAUAAUCCAUGUGAAUGAAAUUAUCUGGAAUUUACCUUGCUCCUUAUUUCACUAGCAUGAUCCCCUCCAAUCCCAUUCAUGUUGGAAAUGGCAAGGUUUCA